Messenger RNA from Saccharomyces paradoxus, 1563 nucleotides. RefSeq names its product RNA-binding GTPase NUG1 (gene NUG1). The transcript has a single exon. The coding region runs from base 1 to 1563 and encodes 520 amino acids. Lineage: Eukaryota; Fungi; Ascomycota; Saccharomycetes; Saccharomycetales; Saccharomycetaceae. The record is from RefSeq and is a predicted model, not a curated record. Gene Ontology annotation, cellular component: nucleolus. Gene Ontology annotation, molecular function: GTP binding.
AUGAGGGUCAGAAAGCGUCAAUCCAGAAGAACAUCUACUAAGUUGAAGGAAGGUAUUAAGAAGAAGGCUUCUGCCCAUAGAAAAAAGGAAAAGAAGAUGGCGAAGAAGGAUAUUACCUGGAAAUCGAGGUCUAAGAAAGACCCUGGUAUCCCUUCUAACUUUCCUUAUAAGGCUAAGAUCCUAGAAGAAAUAGAAGCCAAAAAAAUGAAGGACUUAGAGGAAAGAGAGCUUGCCAAACAACAACGAUUGGAGGCUAGGAAAGCUGCCAAGGAACAAGGUUUUGACGCGAUGGAUGAAGACGUCAUAGGUGAAGAUGAAAAUGGAUUAGCAGCUUUGGUUGAGUCUGCUCAACAAGCAGCUGCUGAAUACGAGGGCACAGCUUCUAAUGAUGUAGACGCUGGUGAUGAUGAAUUAGAUGUCAUUGAUUAUAAUAUUGAUUUCUACGGUAACGAUGUAGAAGGCGAAUCAGAACUUGAAAAAUCCAGGAAGGCUUAUGACAAGAUUUUCAAAUCGGUAAUCGAUGCUUCUGAUGUUAUCCUAUAUGUUUUAGAUGCCAGAGAUCCAGAAGGUACAAGGUCAAGAAAAGUGGAAGAAGCCGUCUUACAAAGUCAGGGUAAAAGACUGAUUUUAAUAUUGAACAAAGUUGAUUUAAUUCCCCCAUAUGUAUUGGAACAAUGGUUAAAUUACUUAAAGUCCAGCUUUCCCACAAUCCCAUUAAGAGCUUCUUCUGGUGCAGUUAAUGGAACUUCUUUCAACAGAAAGCUAAGCCAGACUACUACUGCAAGCGCACUAUUAGAGUCCUUAAAAACUUACUCUAAUAACAGUAAUAUGAAGAGGUCUAUUGUAGUAGGUGUUAUUGGUUAUCCAAAUGUUGGUAAAUCGUCUGUUAUUAAUGCACUUUUAGCUCGCCGUGGUGGCCAAUCAAAGGCUUGCCCAGUCGGUAAUGAAGCGGGUGUUACUACCUCCUUAAGAGAAAUUAAAAUUGACAACAAGUUGAAGAUUCUAGAUUCGCCUGGUAUAUGUUUCCCAAGCGAAAAUAAGAAAAGAUCGAAGGUUGAACAUGAAGCUGAGUUGGCUCUUCUGAAUGCUCUACCGGCAAAACACAUUGUUGAUCCAUAUCCAGCUGUCUUGAUGUUGGUAAAGAGACUAGCUAAAUCUGACGAAAUGACAGAGAGUUUUAAGAAACUCUAUGAAAUUCCUCCUAUUCCUGCUAAUGAUGCUGAUACGUUUACAAAACAUUUCUUAAUUCACGUCGCUCGUAAAAGAGGUAGAUUAGGGAAGGGUGGUAUUCCAAAUCUUGCCAGUGCCGGCCUUUCUGUCUUAAAUGACUGGAGGGAUGGUAAGAUUCUUGGUUGGGUUUUACCAAAUACAUCGGCAGCUGCAUCUCAACAAGAUAAACAAAAUCUAAGUACUAUAAGCACUGGCGCAAAACAAGCUCCAACAGCAGUAAAUGAGUCCACCAUUGUAUCCGAGUGGUCCAAAGAGUUUGAUUUGGAUGGAUUGUUUAGUUCUCUUGAUAAGGCCAUAGAUGCUAGCAAAGAUCAAGAUACAAUGAUGGAAUAG